GUUUUCUUGGAACUGGGGCAGGACGAUAUGAGACAGAUAAAUGCACUAUUCUGUGAGUUGGAGGUGGUAAAAUUAAAAAUCAAAUCAUGCCAGUCCAGAGAAGAAGCUGAGUCACUCAAGUUCACAGAGAAAAAUCUUAUCAAUAAGAUUUAUACUGAUUCUGCUGAAGCAAAGAUUCCAGCUGUUCUGGACUAUCUGGGGACCAUAAUUGAGGCAGGCUGCAAGUUUCUAAUAUUUGCGCAUCAUCAACCUAUGAUUGACUCAAUACACAAGUUUCUUCUGAAGAAAAAAGUUGGAUGCAUAAGGAUUGAUGGCAGCACGCCAGCAGCAUCAAGGCAAGCUUUAGUGACGGAAUUUCAGGAGAAAGAUUCAGUGAAGGCUGCAGUGUUGUCCAUCAAAGCUGGAGGUGUUGGCUUGACAUUGACAGCAGCGAGCACAGUUAUAUUCGCAGAGUUAUCGUGGACUCCGGGAGACAUCAUUCAAGCGGAAGAUCGUGCUCAUAGGAUUGGUCAGGUUUCAUCGGUCAAUAUAUAUUAUCUGCUGGCAAACGACACAGUGGACGAUAUAAUAUGGGAUGUCAUUCAGAGCAAGUUGGAAAAUCUAGGACAGAUGCUUGACGGACAUGAAAAUUCUCUAGAAGUUUCAGUUGAUCAAUCAGGAUGCAGCCCUUUGAAACAAAGGACACUGGAUUCCUUCGUGAAGCGUUGUAAUAACUCUCACUCUGAUCAUGAACCCAAGCACAAACACCCGAGGAACUGAAAUUCCAAGUACAUAUGUGAAUCUUUGUGAAGACACUAUUAUUGUUCAGAGGAAAUUGUAUUAGCAUGAUAAUUAAAAAAAUCUAAACAUCGACAAGCAUAAUCCUAUGCAGUCAUUCUAAAUGACUGGUUUAUCAUAUCGGUUUCCCCAGGGUAAUAUUCACUUUCAUCAUCUCUCUUAUUCUGUCUGAUCCCUUUGUGAGAUGUAUUUAUGUUCACUGACAUUGAACCUUCACAAGUGAAUCGCGUGAAGGAGUGGUUAUAGCUAGCUGUUCCGUUGCUGCAUGUCUUACAUUAUUCGAUUGCCUCUGAAUGUUCAAAACAUUAUUAGGGGCACUAUGGAUAAAGCCUAAAGCGCUUUGAACCGUCGUUCUUGGAUAUGAAAUGUUCUUCUGGUGGAUUACCCUCCAGCA
Sesamum indicum (sesame) is the source of this 1171-nucleotide messenger RNA. NCBI's taxonomy places the organism in Eukaryota, Viridiplantae, Streptophyta, Magnoliopsida, Lamiales, Pedaliaceae. The record is from RefSeq and is a predicted model, not a curated record.